Engraulis encrasicolus (European anchovy) is the source of this 2257-nucleotide messenger RNA. It is a transcript of the gene prr18, whose product is annotated as proline rich 18. The record is from RefSeq and is a predicted model, not a curated record. Bases 456 to 1253 code for a protein of 265 amino acids. The transcript has a single exon. Lineage: Eukaryota; Metazoa; Chordata; Actinopteri; Clupeiformes; Engraulidae.
UCCUCAUUACAUCAUCCAUGAUCUUCACAGUUACAUUCAUUCCAAAUGAUAUGUCAUUUAAAUUCCUCCGACUAACCACAUCGCACAGUGGGGAAAAAAACAGUUAAUGUAGCCUAGUUCCUGUACCCUGACGCUGUUUCCAUUCUCAGCGUUGCAUUUCACUGUUGACUCCAGCAACGUGCUUCAUACCGACACACACUCCGUAGCCACGCCCUCGCGCGGAACAAAAUAGGCAAACGGCAUCGCAGCUGGCUCAUUCAACUCCGGAGCCUCGCACAGUCUACGAUGACAGCCCGAGUUCACCAAAGCCGGAGCCCGCUCAGAUGAUGACAGUGGAUAUAUUUUGCACGGGUGCUUAACGUUCUCAGGCUUUCCUCUCAUCAGUCCUUUCAAAGGCGUCUGCGUUUCCACUGUGCUGUUUCUUUUUUUUUCCCACUUCAGACCACUUGUUUAAAAUGCCUUUUCCGCCCAUCAACCUCCAUCCGCGGAUUUCCUCGCCGGGGAAGGAGCUGUUCAGGAAGAAGAAGUCAAACCCUGUGCCUUCUCAGCCUCUGCUAGGAACUAAGCCUAAGGACGAAAAAGACUGUGAUCGGGACAAGCUGUGGCCGGCGGGCAACCUGAAGCAACUCGGAAGAAGGCCACAGCAACAGUUAAGCAAAGCUCCCACUUCCAGAGCCACCGCGGCUCACGGAGACACCGAGAGUAGGCACUCCGGUCUGGCGGUGCCCAAAGCCCUGGCUAGCUCCUGCGACAGCGUGCCCAGAUCUAGCUCGGGGGAGUCGGGAGCGCAGAGGAGCCAGAAGUAUGCCUCUCGGAGCUCGCUCAGCAAGGAAGAAGGGGAAGAAGAAAUCCGCUUCUCACUGAGUCUCACUCCGGAGGCCAUCCUGGUGAUCCAAAAGCGCAAUCUGGAGAAACAGAUGCUGGCCAAGCAACAGAAGUGCUGCUCGUCGGGGGACUUUAGACACAGGCGGGUAUUCCCCUCCAAGAGGACGCAGGGGGCAGGUGCGAAGGGGUCAGCUGCAGCAGCGCCCGUGGCCAAACUCGAGACCCCUGGAGAGGAUAUCAGGACGAUUGUCAAGAUCUCCCUCCUGAACGACCAGUACAAAUACGACGACGUCGAGUAUGAGGAGGAGGACGGAGACGUGGACGAAACGGUGAUGAGGAAAUGCAAAGAAUGGCUGAAGGGGGUCGAGAGCGCUGCAGCCUUCGGCAAAGUGGAUAGACUGUCAUCCCUGCCCCAUGUUAGAAGCUGACAACUGACGGUUUGUGUUUCCUCUGGCCAAGCUCAGAACUGGUGACACUUUUUUCAUAGUUUACACAUGCUUAAUCAAUGCUUUACAACACGCCAACAAACACGUCGCCAAGAACUUGCUUGCCACAGUGAUGUGAUGUUGAAAGGUGUUUUGAUUGGGCUUGUUUGCCACUGGCUCACGUUACACGACUGUUUGUUCAAACCCCUUGCACACUGCUGUGGUUGUCGUAUGGUUGCUUACAGUGAAACUGGAAUAAAAAGGUGAAACGUGAGAAGGAACGGAUUGUGAAUGGAGAAUGGAAAACUGACAGCAGCUAUUCUUGAUUUUUCUUGCCUGGAGAGGACUCUUCCUUUUGUGCCAGAGAACAAUAGCGUCCAGAACGGAGUCUGUGUGCCGUGCGUAAAAAGGCACAAAUUAUAUUUUGUGGACAUUAUUUAUCGCUAUACUGUGUUGACAACGAAGGAAAGCUAUUGUUGUACAUAUUAAACACUUGUUUGUACAGUAUUUAUUAUGCAAUCUCACAGCUACAAUUGCUUUUUCUGUCACUUUAAAGUUUUUAUAAUAAAAAACUAAAAGUAAGCAAAGUGUUUUAUUCAAUAUGUUCAGUGUUUCAAUAUAUUGUUGUGUUGUUUGUUAUUAGCCCGGUACUGUUCACAUCUAACAAAUGAAACAAAAGAAACAAAACUGCCAAACUACAGCACAGUUGUCUAUAUUUGGAGCUUGGUUUAUCUGUCUUUAACUGUUUCCAAGCUGGAUAUGCCCAUUUGGGCACCGUCAUGUUGUGGUGUCAAACGUCCAGGCGUGCGAAGGAUGUCAACAUUGCUGCUUAGUCUUUGGAUUCUUUGUUGCUGCUAAGCCUCUUAGGGUUAGUGCGUAAUGAGAUUGAGCGCUCCUCAGCGGGCCCGGACAGUCCACAGGCAUCACAUCUCAUACACUGACCUGACAAUCAUCAUCAAAACCCUUAACACUGCAUUAAUACCUGCAGCAGUGUGGCAAGAAAACCC